CAGCGACAUCGACGCGGGAAAUUUACGUUGCAGUUAACAAAUCUUUCGCUAAGCGCCACGUGUCGUUUUUCCUCUGUCAGUUUGUUUUCCGUUUCUGAUUCCAAAUCCACACAACGGUAACGACUUUGGAAGUUGGAAGUUGGAAACUCCGUUCAUCAAUGGCAUCUGAAAUUCCUAACGAGAAAAACUCCCUCUAUCCGCAGGUAAUAGUCGAUGUAAAGCCCGAAGCAUCUUCUUCCAACCCUUCCUCCAAUCUUUACCCCAAAAUCGACGAGGUCGAAAACCUCAUCCCCAACGACUUGAGCGCCUCCGCCCCGCCGCUCGCCGCCGAGGAGGUUCUCAUCAAGGUCCCCGGCGCCAUCCUCCACCUCAUCGACAAGGAAUGCAGCGUGGAGCUCGCCUGCGGCGACCUCAAAAUCAUCUGCCUCCGCCAGGGGACGAAUAUAGUCGGUUUUUAUGCAAAUGUCGGCGAUAUACAGUGGCCCAUGGCAAAAGACGAGGCGGCGGUAAAGGUCGACGACUCGCACUACUUCUUCUCCCUCCACAUGCCGAACGAAUCCAAAUCAGAUUCCUCCAGUGAUGAGGAGGAAAAAAGAGGACUAUUUAACCUCCGCCGGAACCGGAAGAAGAAAAAGAAGGACUCCGUUCCCAGCGUGAUGAGCUACGGCUUAACGAUAGCGUCGAGGGGGCAGGAGGAUUUGCUGAAGGAGUUGGAUAAGGUGCUUCAGGAAUGCAGUGCUUUCUCGGUGCAGAAGGUGUCGGAGGAGGCGAAGAAGGAGGGGGAGGCGUUGGAUGCGUCGGUGGCGAAGGAGGUAUCGCCGGCGGAUUUGCAGACGGAGGAGAAGAAGGAGAUGAUGGAGGAGAAGUGUGCUGCGUAUUGGACCACGUUGGCUCCUAAUGUAGAGGAUUACAGUGGAACUGCUGCGAAACUUAUUGCGGCUGGUUCUGGACAACUGGUGAAGGGGAUUUUGUGGUGUGGGGAUGUGACGGUGGAACGGUUGCGGUGGGGGAAUGAGAUCAUGAAGACAAGGAUGGCUCCGGGUUCACAGGAAGAGGUUAAUCCCGAAACCCUGAAGCGGAUCCAAAGGGUUAAGAGAAUGACCCAAAUGACAGAGAAUGUAGCAAAUGGGGUCCUCACUGGGGUUGUGAAGGUCUCUGGAUAUUUCACCAGUUCACUUGUAAAUUCAAAAGCGGGAAAGAAAAUUUUCAGCCUCCUACCUGGCGAAGUUGUGCUUGCAUCAUUGGAUGGAUUCAGCAAAGUGUGCGAUGCUGUUGAAGUAGCAGGAAAAAAUGUGAUGUCAACGUCAAACACUGUUACAACCGAGCUUGUCAGUCACAGAUAUGGAGAUGAAGCUGCAAAGGCAACAAGUGAAGGACUGGAUGCUGCUGGUCAUGCUGUGGGGACUGCUUGGGCUGCAUUUAAGCUUCGACAGGCUUUGAAUCCUAAGAGUGUUAUAAAACCUACUGCACUCACCAAAUCUGCGGCUGAAGCUGCUGCUGCUGAAAUUAAGGCUAAAAUGUCCAAGUGAUUUCUGCCGGUACUUCUUCAAUUAAGCUUUUCACCAUCAUAACAUCAAUAGCCACUGCUAUUCAUUCUAGACAGCUACGAACAUUCAUUUAUGAUUUUAUUUGUUUUUUUUUCCUUUAUGGUAUGUGUGUGUAUAUAUAUACAUAUCCAUUCUCAUUACCAUGAUGUCUGAUCUUUCAUCAGCUUUAGACUUUUCCCAAGUGUAAAUAAAAUACAGGAUAAUUCUACUUGCAGACAAUUUUUU
Molecule: messenger RNA, 1772 nt
Organism: Vigna angularis (adzuki bean)
Lineage: Eukaryota; Viridiplantae; Streptophyta; Magnoliopsida; Fabales; Fabaceae
Product: protein EARLY-RESPONSIVE TO DEHYDRATION 7, chloroplastic
Exons: 4
Coding region: 159-1529 (456 amino acids)
Cellular component (GO): plasma membrane
Source: RefSeq, a predicted model, not a curated record